AUGAGCAGUCAAAUAUUGACGUCGCGCCAAGCUGACGAACUGCACAAGGCCGUUGUCGCAUACCUAUCCUCAAACAACCUACCAAACGCCGCCGAAGCCCUAAGGCAGGAACUAAACCUGGGAGACAGCUUCGAUGCUGCCACAUCCAAGAGAUAUGAGGGGCUCCUCGAGAAGAAGUGGACGAGUGUCGUCCGCUUGCAGAAGAAGAUAAUGGACCUCGAAGCCCGAAAUUCCAGUAUACAAGCCGAGCUGGACAGUGCGACGCCCACCUCCCUCGCUCGACGGAAUCAGGAUCCCACCAGCUGGCUGCCCAGGUCCCCAGCCAGACACACCCUGCAGUCACACCGGGAGCCCAUCACCUGUGUCGCCUUCCACCCCGUCUUUUCCUCAUUGGCCUCCGGCUCCGAAGAUUACACCAUCAAGAUCUGGGAUUGGGAGCUGGGCGAGCUCGAGAGGACCAUCAAGGGCCAUACCAAGGCCGUCCUCGACGUCGACUUUGGCGGCCCCAGGGGAGGGACGCUGCUGGCCUCGUGCUCUAGCGACUUGACUAUCAAGCUAUGGGACCCCGCAGACGACUACAAGAACAUAAAGACCCUACCUGGCCACGACCACAGCGUGAGCGCCGUCCGUUUCAUCCCCUCAGGCGCGGCCGGGGCACCCUCCUCUAGUAACCUCUUGGUAUCCGCAUCCAGAGACAAGACGUUGAGAAUCUGGGACGUGACGACCGGCUACUGCGUCAAGACGAUCCGAGGUCAUGCCGACUGGGUCCGGGAUGUCUUCCCCUCCGUCGACGGCCGCUUCUUGUUGUCAUGCGGAACCGACCAGACGGCACGGCUAUGGGACGUAUCGUUGGCCAAUCCCGAAAGCAAGGUCACUCUGAUCGGACACGAACACGUCAUCGAAUGCUGCACGAUGGCGCCCCCGACCUCCUACCAGCAUCUUGCCAAACUCGCCGGCCAAAAGACACCUUCCGCAUCUAGCAGCGCAGAGUUCAUGGCCACCGGGUCGAGAGACAAGACCAUCAGGCUAUGGGAUGGGCGGGGCAACUGUUUCAAAACACUCGUCGGUCAUGACAAUUGGGUGCGGGCGUUGGUUUUUCAUCCGGGCGGCAAGUAUCUGCUCAGUGUGGCCGACGAUAAGACGUUACGAUGUUGGGAUUUGAGUCAGGAUGGCAAAGUGGUCAAGAAGCUCGAUGAUGCCCACGGUCACUUCAUCUCAUGCUUACGUUGGGCACCGGGUGUUGUUAAAGAGCCCGUAGUCAACGGGACUGGCGACGGCCAGAACGGCACGGUCAACAGCGCAUCCAAGGCCGCCGCUGCGCCUGAAGUACAAAUGCGGUGCGUUAUCGCCACUGGUAGCGUCGACCUGAACGUCAGAAUCUUUGCCAACUGA
Molecule: messenger RNA, 1392 nt
Organism: Truncatella angustata
Lineage: Eukaryota; Fungi; Ascomycota; Sordariomycetes; Amphisphaeriales; Sporocadaceae
Product: WD domain-containing protein
Exons: 2
Coding region: 1-1392 (463 amino acids)
Biological process (GO): establishment of mitotic spindle orientation; vesicle transport along microtubule; microtubule organizing center organization
Cellular component (GO): nuclear envelope; kinetochore; cytoplasmic microtubule
Molecular function (GO): dynein complex binding; microtubule plus-end binding
Source: RefSeq, a predicted model, not a curated record